GACUUGCUCAGGGUCACACAAUGAGUCAGUGGCUGAGCUGGGAUUUGAACCGGGGACCUCCUGGUUACAAGUCUGUUUCUUUAACCACUGGACCACACAGCCUCCUAAAAGGAACAAUAAGCUCCUAACAACCAAGGUUUGAGGACAAAAUGACUCCUUGCUGAUCAGUCUUUUUAAGAGAAUGUAUUAUAAAACACUAAACAUACUUAUUUAACGAAAAGAGAACUAUAGUAACUUUCAUCCAUCAUUCUUGAGAUUAGACAGAUUCAAUCCUCUGGUAUUAUAAAAACGUAUUACAAGAAAUUCUGUGUCCCUUCAAUAGUAAAGCCAGCCCUGCUAUUAAAUCCAGGUUUUGUCGGUCCCUUGAAUGGCCUUAGUAGCACUAUAUUUAAAUAAAUGCAUUUCUUUUUCAGCUGCUACUAAGCAGAAUCCUGUGUGCUGCCAUGGACAGUGUGGAGAUGGAAUCUGUCCAGAUUAAAGAGGAGUUCCCUGAACCUGAACUUGUCCCCUUUAGAGCGGAGAUCGCUGGGCUGGCUUCCCUCCCCAUUAAACAGGAGCUCUGUGAGAUGCAAUGUGACAGCAGCCAGCCAGAGGUCCCUGAGAUUAAAGCUGAGCACAAUGAAUUGGAGAUCCCGCAGACAAAAGAACACCUUGCUGUGAAACAAGAGGAGGUGCUGGAAAUUAACCAUAUUAAACAAGAGCCCCCUGAAGUAGAGUUUGACCACGUGGAACCAGGGAAGGAAGAACCCGAUGACUUCAAACCAAACAUCCCUAAGAUGGAGAGAGUCUGUGUGAGAGAGCAAGGUGCUGGAGAGGAAGGCUCUCCCAACAGCACGCAAGGAGGUGGAAAGGAAGACAGACUCUCACAUUCAGAAUGCAGUCUAGCAGGUUCCAGUCCAGCAGCUAAAGCGAGGGCAGACGGUGGAGAAUAUCCUGACUGUGGGAAAGGUUUCAUGCAGAUAGGGCAUUUAAACAAAACCCAACGAACUCACACAGGCGAGAAACCGUAUCACUGCUCUGACUGUGGGAAGAGUUUCAAUCAUUUUAGAAACCUAAAACAACACCAGCGAAUUCACACAGGAGAGAAACCGUAUCACUGCUUUGACUGUGGGAAGAGUUUCAGUCAGUUAAACAGCCUUGUUUUACAUGAGCGAAUUCAUACAGGAGAGAAACCGUAUCACUGCUCUGACUGUGGAAAGAGUUUCAGUCAGUCAAACAGCCUUGUUUUACACCAGCGAAUUCACACAGGAGAGAAACCGUAUCACUGCUCUGACUGUGGGAAGAGUUUCAGUCGGUCAGACAGCCUUGUUUCACACCAGCGAACUCACACAGGAGAGAAACCGUAUCACUGCUCUGACUGUGGGAAGAAUUUCAGUCGGUCAGGCAGCCUUGUUUCACACCAGCGAACUCACACAGGAGAGAAACCGUAUCGCUGCUCUGACUGUGGGAAGAGUUUCAGACAGUUAGGAAGCCUAAAAGAACACCAGCGAGUUCACACAGGAGAGAAACCAUUUCACUGCUCUGACUGUGGGAGGAGUUUCAGUCAGUUAGGAAGCCUAAAAGGACACCAGCGAACCCACACAGGAGAAAAACCGUAUCACUGUUCUGACUGUGGGAGGAGUUUCAGUCACUUAGGAAGCCUAAAAGGACACCAGCGAACUCACACAGGAGAGAAACCGUAUCACUGCUCUGACUGUGGGAAGAGUUUCAGUUGGUCAGACAGCCUUGUUUCACACCAGCGAACUCACACAGGAGAGAAACUGUGUCUGCUCUGACUAGGAAGUUUCCGUCUUAAACAAGCCCUUCAAAAACACCAGCGAAUUCACAGAGGAGAGAAACCUUAAAGACUGUUUUGUGUAUCACUCUUAACCCUUUGCGGUCAGUUUAUUCAGCACCUGUGAGGCACGUCAAGUCCUACAAGGGAAGGCUUUGCGCUCUCACAGCCUCUCAGUCUCGUGUUCUUAUUGUUUCCGAUCGUAUACUCGCGGCAUCAUGUUAUUUCAGUGAUACUGUAUUUCUUUUAUUUCACUCUAUUAUGUCAUUCAUAUCAUGACUGGAAAGCGACCAAGUGAUAGCAAGAGUGCAGGACCAGUUCGUAAGCGAAAGAAGAUUGAUUUAGAGCAGAAAAUGAAAAUGGUGAAAAGUAUUAAGGCGGACAAAGCCUGUCUUCAGUUGCUUGUGAACUCGAUUUGGCUACCUUUUUUCAUGUUCUAUAAACAUACGUACUGUACACACAUACAUUUACAUAGCCACACAUACACAAAAACAAAUAUACUGUACAGUAUUUCAGUAAUAUACACAUAC
Acipenser ruthenus (sterlet) is the source of this 2304-nucleotide messenger RNA. RefSeq names its product zinc finger protein 135-like. NCBI's taxonomy places the organism in Eukaryota, Metazoa, Chordata, Actinopteri, Acipenseriformes, Acipenseridae. Bases 444 to 1775 code for a protein of 443 amino acids. The record is from RefSeq and is a predicted model, not a curated record. The transcript has 2 exons.